Messenger RNA from Tetranychus urticae (two-spotted spider mite), 1229 nucleotides. RefSeq names its product COP9 signalosome subunit 5 (gene CSN5). Lineage: Eukaryota; Metazoa; Arthropoda; Arachnida; Trombidiformes; Tetranychidae. The record is from RefSeq and is a predicted model, not a curated record. Gene Ontology annotation, molecular function: protein binding; metallopeptidase activity.
AUGCAUCUUAAAAUAUCGAUACUUUUGGUUUACGAUUAAGCUUUAUUGCAUAUUCACUUGGUUAUUGUUUCUGAUUUCCUUAAGUGUUCUGGUUGUUUCUCUUGAUUUUCCGUGAGUGAUUUCUCUGUUUGACCAACAAUGGAUGGUAAUAAUGAUAAUGCUAGAAAAGUUGAUGAAAUUUAUCAAUAUAACCGUAAUCAGCAACAAACAAUUUUACAAGCUAAACCAUGGGAGAAAGAUCCACACUACUUCAAAGAUAUUAGAGUUUCUGCUUUAGCAUUGCUUAAAAUGGUGAUGCAUGCUCGUUCCGGUGGUUCAUUAGAAGUCAUGGGCCUACUUUUGGGUAAGGUUGAUGCUAAUACGAUGAUUGUCAUGGACUCAUUUGCAUUGCCUGUCGAAGGAACCGAGACUCGGGUUAAUGCUCAAGCUCAAGCUUAUGAAUACAUGGCUGCUUACACUGAAACGGCCCAACAAGUUGGCCGUCAAGAAAAUGUCAUCGGUUGGUACCAUUCGCAUCCUGGUUAUGGAUGUUGGUUGUCUGGUAUAGAUGUGUCCACCCAAAUGUUGAAUCAGCAAUUUCAAGAGCCUUUUGUUGCUAUUGUUAUCGAUCCGACUCGUACUAUUUCUGCUGGUAAAGUUAAUCUUGGUGCUUUCCGUACUUAUCCAAAAGGCUAUAAGCCACCAGACGAAGGACCUUCUGAGUAUCAAAGUAUUCCUCUGAAUAAAAUUGAAGAUUUUGGAGUACAUUGUAAACAAUAUUAUUCACUUGAUGUCUCCUACUUUAAAUCAUCUCUCGAUUGUAAACUGUUAGACUCGCUUUGGAAUAAUUAUUGGGUCCAUACUCUUAGUUCAUCCAGUUUACUAACAAAUUCAGACUAUACCACUGGACAGAUAUUGGACUUGGCUGAUAAAUUGGAACAAGCUGAAUCACAAUGUCAAAGAGGAGGCUUUAUGAUCGGAGUUGAUCCAAGUGAGAAAAGAACAGAGGAUAAACUAUCUAAGGCCACUAAAGAUUGUUGUAAAACUACGAUUGAAGCUCUCCAUGGAUUAAUGGCUCAGACAAUUAAGGACACACUAUUUAAUAGUAUCUCACCUUAACUUGUUACCUUAUGCAAACUUUUUUGAGCUUCAAUUUUCUUAAACAUGAUAAAAUGACACCUUAUUGUAAAUCUGUUAUUUUUUAAUUUCUAAACAUCACCAUUUUCAAAUGCAACUCUUCUUUCCUUGAA